Messenger RNA from Zerene cesonia (dogface butterfly), 2540 nucleotides. Its product is annotated as facilitated trehalose transporter Tret1-like. Gene Ontology annotation, biological process: transmembrane transport. The transcript has 8 exons. Lineage: Eukaryota; Metazoa; Arthropoda; Insecta; Lepidoptera; Pieridae. Gene Ontology annotation, molecular function: transmembrane transporter activity. Gene Ontology annotation, cellular component: membrane. The record is from RefSeq and is a predicted model, not a curated record. The coding region runs from base 72 to 1511 and encodes 479 amino acids.
GUGUCCGCAUGAAUAUCGCGAAGUCAGUGUCAUAAAUUCACAAUAAAAAAAAUAUAUUAAAAAAAAACAAAAUGAACAUUCUAAUUUCGAAAUUAAUGUGGCAGAAUGGAACACGAAUCAAUCAAUACGUUUUCGCCAUUAUCAUUACAAUACCGCUCCUCAGCUUCGGCAUGGUGCAGGGCUGGUUGUCCCCCAUGAUCUCCGUGCUCCAGUCCCCCCAAGGACCAGCCCCUGUGCCCUUCACCACGGGCGAUAUAUCAUGGAUGACAUCCGUUACUUACAUCACCGCGAUCAUAGUAGGGGCUCCUAUGGGACACCUGACAGACCGCUAUGGAAGAAAAGCUAUGACGCUGAUAACUACAUUGUCUUUAAUUAUAUAUUGGCAGAUAAAAUUGCUGUGCUUGCAACCCUGGGCUCUGAUUCUGGCCCGAGCGAUAGCCGGCAUCCCCUGUUCUGCUUGCUAUAUCGUCCUACCUAUAUACUUAAAAGAAAUAAGCGACAUUGACUUGAGAGGCGCCCUGGGCUCUCUUCUUAUUCUUAACAGGAACAUCGGUUAUUUAGCUAGCUAUGUGUUCGCGGAUCUCCUGCACGUGUCUACUAUGCUCUGGAUGGGAUUACUGGUGCCAACUGUUGUAUUUUUUAUCUUCCUCAUCAUGCCAGAGACUCCUGAAUUCCUAGUGAAACAGGGAAAAGUGGACGAAGCUAAAAACGUUCUGGCCUGGCUCCGAGGUGUAAAUAUUCUAGACCAAAGAGUGGAACAAGACAUAGACAACAUAGUUAAAGUCGAGAAACAAACCAAGGCUGAUCCUAAAUCUGUGUGGAAAAUUAUAUGGCAUGACAAACCAACCUUCAAAGCGUUCAUAAUAACCCUGGUCAUCAAGAUAACCCAGCAGUUCGAUGGCUACCUCAUAGUGCUCAUAUAUGCUGGCUUCGUCACUGAAAGAGCAGCAGAAUCCAUUAGCCUUAAGCUGAGCCCUAACAAACAAGUCAUGUUAAUUGGCUUGGUUCAACUCGUUGGGUCUAUUGUGGCUACUUGCAUUGUGGAGAGGACUGGGAGGAAGCUGCUGCUAGUAUCAACAUCAUUCGCGGUGGGAGUGGGGAUGCUGGUACUUUCUGGCUGGUUCUACGCGACGUCAGUGGGCGCGUGGCUGCCGGGCUGGUUGCCUGUAGUUGCCAUGUGUGUCUGUAUAUUUGCUGAUGCAGCUGGCUUCCAACCCAUAUCGUACAUCAUUAUCACCGAUUUGUUCACUUUCCAGUUACGUGGCACGGUCUCAUCGUUCGCGAACAUAUGUGCGAAGCUCAGCAACUUCGUUCAAAUGAAAUGGUUCACGAAACUAUGCGAACUCACCAGCAUUCACUGGACUUUCUUGUUCUUCGCGGUAGUCUCAUUUUCAGCGUGCGUCUACACUGUCAUGUCGUUCCCAGAAACCAGACAUAAAACUGUCGAAGAAAUAUAUCAGAAACUUGAAAAUAAAACGCAAAAGAAGGACGUCGAAAAUGAUGUCUCGUAAAUCUGUGUUCUUAUGACUGUGAUGUGGACUUUAGAUAAAUGGAUUGUCCCCUUGUAAAUAUUUAGUCGGGGUCAAGAUGUAUCGUAAGUUUUAGAUUGUCAGUAGAUAAUAAUGAUUUAGUUUAAAUUCGCCAUAUCGAGCUGUGCUUGAUGUUCUGAAAUAUGGAAAAAUAUAAAUUUCUUGUCUCUUGUCGGGAAAAAUUAUAAAUAGGUACAAGAGAUUAAACUCGUGGUAGGAGACAAAGGAAUAGACAUUAAAACAAAAGACAAUUUUGCAUACAAAAGGCUGCUAUUUUUACUCCAUAAUAUACAUAGUAAAAGAGCCAGUUUAUAAAUAAAUGUUUUUAUAAUUUGACCGUACAUACUUUGAAAAUGGAUGUUGCGUAUAAUCAUUUUUGUUUGUUAUAGACAGGAAUACUUUUGCCAUUUUUACUAAUAUCACAGAUAACAUAAACUGUUUCGUUUGUACAAUCGUUCCGGCAUAUGCUUCGCUAUUCGCAAGAAUAUGUAAAUGCGACUUAAUUACCACAAUUUAAGAAUUUCAGUAUAAAAAUUUGGUUACUAAACUACUCAAUUACAACAAUGGCCCUGUUAUAUCCCUGUCCAUUUUUUUUUUCUAGACUGCAAAAAUGACAUUUCACGCGUAUUGUAAUUUUGUCGUUUGUGAGGUUAAAAUUGUUGUCAAAUAUUUCAAUUGUAUUUUAGUAUGAAAAUCAUUUAUUGAAACUUUAAUUGGACUUUUUAUAAUUGCGUUAUCUAUGUGUUUAUGUUGUGCUAAUAAAAAUACGUUUUUUCUUCAAAGUUUAAUUUAAAACUCAUUAUAGUAAUCAGGUCUCUCCCAAUCUAUGCAUUAUGAAAAACUAUGAUAGUAAUGGUUUUGGACUUUGCCAUAGAUUUUUCUUAUACGUAUCUAGAUAAAUCAUAAACGCACAGCUGAAAAUUUUAUUCAUGCUGAAAAUAAAUUAGAAUAUUUGACAUCAAGUAUCUCUUUUUUCUAGUUUAUUUAAUAGUCUGGUGUAAACUUAUCGUC